Messenger RNA from Saccostrea cuccullata (small rock oyster), 534 nucleotides. Its product is annotated as complement component receptor 1-like protein. Bases 43 to 534 code for a protein of 163 amino acids. Lineage: Eukaryota; Metazoa; Mollusca; Bivalvia; Ostreida; Ostreidae. The record is from RefSeq and is a predicted model, not a curated record. The transcript is spliced from 4 exons.
UUUUUUUAUUUAGAAUAUUGGAAGAUGUGAAAAAAAAACAGAAUGAAAGAGAGGCAGAUCCUGUCAGCAGUCUUCCUGCUGCUAAAUUUGAUUCAUUACAUACAUGGUACAUGCACUAAGCCGGCCCUCCCCGCCAAUGCCUACGCCCUGACAGAGGAUAAGACGUCAUAUGCCGUGGGGGAGAAAUACACGAUCGUGUGCCUCCCUAGCUACACCCUCAAUGGGGAGUCAGACUUGAUCUGUCAGAUCGGGGGGACAUGGUCCAGCGCGCCCCCUACCUGUGUAUCAGAUAGUAUUGUGGAUGUUCCAUGGUGGGUCCUUUUGUUGGGUGUUGUUGGGGGGUUAAUCCUCAUUCCGUGCUGUUUACCAAGGAUUAUAUUUUGCUUCAUGAACAAGAAAAAGAACGGAGAGGAAGAUGACGAGAAGGCGCUGUACAGAGGGGGAGAGAAGGGAGGGGGGAUGUGGAGGGGUGGUCACGGUAACCCCGUCACCCCCAUCACAGACAGGGGCAAGCACCAGCUCCACAAAAUGUGA